Mugil cephalus (flathead mullet) is the source of this 2824-nucleotide messenger RNA. RefSeq names its product somatostatin receptor 3 (gene sstr3a). Lineage: Eukaryota; Metazoa; Chordata; Actinopteri; Mugiliformes; Mugilidae. The record is from RefSeq and is a predicted model, not a curated record. Gene Ontology annotation, cellular component: neuron projection; membrane. The transcript has 2 exons. Gene Ontology annotation, molecular function: neuropeptide binding; somatostatin receptor activity. Gene Ontology annotation, biological process: neuropeptide signaling pathway. The coding region runs from base 302 to 1753 and encodes 483 amino acids.
AAGCUAGAGACCUGCGCUACAGUUCUAAUGUUGCGGCGGUGACUCUGAGUGCAUCAGUCAGUCCGGGAACAGACGGAGGGAAAAGUCGGAGGGGAGCGCACGCAGGGACUCAGCGGGAUGACAAUUACAAGCAGAACAGAACAAGUGCACCUGCUCCUCUCGCGUUAUUUCAGCGAUAAAUCCGAAAACACCGGGCUGUGCAGUCCUCGCUUGGGAACACCGCGGUGUGGAAAGUCUCAGUGUAGAGAACAGAUGGGCGGGAGCUGAGACCGCAGUACAAAGCGAAAGGAAGAGCAUAUCCAUGAGCGGAGAUUCACGUCUCAGGCUGGAGAUGACGGCUGAGACGUGGGAGAACGGCAGCUUUGCCAGCCCCUCGCCUGGCCUCCCUCUGUUUCUGCUCAUGUUCAACGACAGCGAUCUGAACGAGACUCUGUUCAACUCCACCAACUCCACGGCCCCAGAUGCCUCUUCGGGUCCCAGUGUGGCAGGGGUCCUCAUCCCACUCAUAUACAUCAUCGUAUGCAUCAUUGGCCUGGGUGGAAACACUUUGGUGAUUCACAUUGUGCUGCACUACUCAAAGAUAGAGUCAGUGACCAACAUCUACAUCCUCAACUUGGCCAUUGCUGAUGAGCUCUUCAUGCUCGGUCUGCCUUUCCUGGCCGUUCAGAACACCCUCCAGUCGUGGCCCUUUGGCUCCUUCAUGUGUCGAUUGGUUAUGACUGUUGACUCUAUUAAUCAGUUCACCAGCAUCUUCUGUCUGACAGUGAUGAGCAUCGACCGCUACCUUGCUGUGGUCCAUCCCAUUCGGUCUUCUAAGUGGCGCCGCCCACAGGUGGCUAAAGUGGUGAACGGCACUGUGUGGGCAUUUUCAUUUCUUGUAGUUAUGCCUGUAGUCGUCUUUGCUAACAUCCAGAAGGCAGGAGGCACCUGUAACAUCGCCUGGCCUCAGCCAGCUAACAUCUGGAGGGCUGCUUUCAUCAUUUACACCUCCACCGUAGGAUUCUUCUGUCCUCUUCUGAUCAUCUGUCUCUGCUACCUGCUCAUCGUCUUCAAGAUCCGCAGUUCGGGUAAAAAAGUUCACGCCACCUCGACCAAGCGAAGGAAGUCCGAGCGGAAAGUGACACGCAUGGUUGUGAUCGUCGUUGCCGUGUUUGUCUUCUGCUGGCUGCCUUUCUACGCCCUCAACAUCAUCAACCUGCUGGUGUCCCUGCCCUCUGACUACCAGGGCCUUUACUAUUUUGUCGUAGUGCUCGGCUAUGCUAACAGCUGUGCCAACCCCAUCGUCUAUGGCUUCUUGUCAGACAACUUCAAGAGGGGCUUCCGGAAAGCCCUGUGUCGCUCCACGAGGAAGGUGGAGAACCAUGAGCCCAUGGAGCACCAGCAGCAGGAGGAGGGCAGGAGGGCGCUCAUGCCCAGAGAGAGCCUGAGACGAGUCAUCAGGGAUGAAGAGGACGACGAGGAAGAUGUUUCAGAAAUGACUGAGAUCUACAGAAUCACUCAGAAUGGAAACAGCAGCUUCAAACCACAGAGUUCGCAACAGCUGUUCUCGGAGAAAGGAGCAACUCCAGGAGCAACAGAGCUGUCGACGCCCGACAAGAAUGACAACGCUGGGGACGCAAAGGUGAAAGAGUCUGUCAAUGGGUCCACACUGACUGUCCCACUACUUCUCAAUGGAGCCAAAAAUGGGACCAUUAAAACUCUUCCAGAGGAAAACUUAGAACAGAGUACCUCACUUGAGAUAAGUUAUUUGUAGUGUAAAAUAUAGAAGAGUACGGCACAUUUAUGUUACUUGAUGUGAAAUCAGUAUUAUAACUCUGGUAAACCUGCCACUCAUGAAAAAAACAGAGCAAAUAGGCCAUUUCAGCAUUUCAGAAAAACUGUCCUUAAAAGUAGUUUUUUGAUUAAUGGACUCAUACUGGAAUGAAUGACUGUUUAUAAUCUGUAAAUAUGUGUCUAUUUGCAUGUCUGAUAAUACAAAUCUGUGCUUUAUUUAGUUCAGUCACGUAUAUAUGGUCUUUGUUUUUUAAGCCUUUAUAUCCCAUCAUUUACUCAGGUUUGGCUGUAUUUAAGCUUAAGUCAACAUCUGCACAUACUACAUAUGAACACUUCAUACAUAACAUGGUUUUACUUGGAUGUAUGCCUACAGCGCCGUCUCUGUUUAUGUACCAUAAUGGUUUGGCAAAUAAUGUUCAGCUGCUACAAACUUCUGCUUUACUUCUGGAGGACUAAAUUUGUGUAGCGCUGCUUGGAGCGGAUGGUGGGCGAGCAAAACAAAACACUAUCUUGGCACUCCAGUUAAAGUUGGUGAAAGAUUCCUUUAAUAAAAUUUUUUUUUGACUUUGUAUUAAACCAAGACUUUAAUCUUUCUCUAAAUCUAACCAAGUGCUGCCAGCACCUAAACUUAACACAUCAAUUCAUUUAUACUGGAGAUAUUAAGUUUUUGUAUUUUUUCCUUUACGCGUACUUAAAUGCAACAAACCCAUUUCAGCCUGUACAAGACAUUUAAUGCAUUUCAGUACAUUUCAUCAUUUAAAUACAAAAAUUAGUGUUUAUUUUUAGGGUUAGAACUGUUAGAAAAUCAUAAUGAACAACUGCAGACGUACCAUCAGAGAAGAGCUGUUAAGAUGCUAAGAAAAAAAAAAAGUUCCAUGGCUCAUACCAGAGGCUGAAUGAAUGUGACAGUGACACAGCUUGCUGUGAGAAUACAGAUUUACUUUGGAACUAUUGACAUGUUUUCUCUGUAUUGUAAUUGAUGUAUUUAUUGUAUCUUUUAUUUGUCUGUAUUAAGUUUCACAAGUUUUAUUUAAAGAUUCAAUACCGUACA